GGUUGCGGCUGUGGCAACAGAUUCGAUCGAGUAGUUCUAUAUUAUACACACAGCAACCUACACACCACUAUCUGUGAGGCGGCGAAGAACUCGGAAGCCCGCAUACUUCGAGCAGCGCAGAACUUCGCAGUCGAGGGAGCUCCAGGCAUCAAAUCAGUAUUCGACUGGCAGCGGUUCGAUCGAGAACAGUUUUUGGAGAGUUCGCGAUGCCUUGGUAAAUCCUUGUGUGGUGUUGUGUUGUUCAGUGUGAUUGAGAAGAAGUGGUUAGUGGCGCGCCGAGUCGAGUGCUGUGAGUGCCAUAUACUUAAAAGUUUUAUGUCACCUAUAGUAAAAAUCGACCACUACAACAGGCUGUGAUGCAUAGUUGGAUAACCUGCCGUUCUCCACGAGUGUCAGUUAUGAAGAGCUGCAGAAGAAAAACAUAGAAAAGAAAAGUGCAUACUGCCGCCACAAUCUAUCAGUGCCAGGCCGCCGAAACUCACAUCAGCCGCAGAUUCCAAGAAGAAAAGGCCCUCCCUCCGACCGAAAGUGUGGGCAUAGAAAAUGAGGUGAAGUGUGUUGCCAGUCCCAGAAAGGAGUUAUUUUAAACUACUUUACGGGGAACAGAGUGUGUUUUGCUGCUGUUGCUAAAAAUAAAGUGUUUUAUGUAAAACAAAAAUAAAUGGUGGCAUCAACAAAGGUGUGGAGAGCUGAUAGUGACGUUGAAAAAAAGCCGAAUGAAAGUGAAUUGGAAUUGUUUUUUGGGUGGACGCGCUGAAAUAAUAGAUGCAGACCUAGCACGUGGAAUCAGGUGACGAAUUUGACUGCCAGUCGGGUUAUUUAGGAUUAACGGAAAUCGCGUUCAAAUAAGGUUUAGAAUCACAGAGCCCAUACACUUUCAACCAUAACCCUGACCGUGGCCCUUGUUAUGGAUCGGUCUCCAGCGUCCACGACCCUCACAAAGAUGCUGUAACCUUAGCGAUGGUGUGAAAGAGUAAAUCAAACUGGAUCUGUGAGCGGUGGUCGGUGGGAGGCACGGAAACAGGGUCUAAACUGACGCCCGGACGGACUGCAAAUAGUGCGAAACCAGUUGUCAGAAGGAGGUCUAACUCCUCCCGCGAUUAACCGGGUUAUGACGAAAAUACUUUUGCUGCAUGUGCUGGGCACACUGCUAGGACCGUUGGUUGUUGUUACGCUGCUGCUGACGACACUGGACAGUUGCACCGGACAACGUGAAUCGCAGCUUCGACUGGGAAAAGCAAUCAACAUCUUCAUCCGCUAUGGCUAUCUAUCGAUUUCGAUGAAGGUGAUCUCGUACAAUGACAGUGAGACGUGGUUGUUCAAGGAGCCGACGAAAAAUAUUUUCAAGGGCCUGGAUCAGCUUAAAACCGAAGAGUAUGAAGUGAAACCAGGUAUCUUCAACGGCGACUUCCACAUGGAGUUUUGCGACAACAAGCGUCAGUUGUUUCAGGCAUACUUCAGAGACUUCCAGAUCGAACGGCUGGACAAUCCGUGGCGAGCAUACACGGAAGGUUGGCAUACGGAGAUUGCUGCUAAGAAGCUAGGAAUCCAAAGCAAGUACCUCGAGCGGGACGAUUACUGCUAUGUGUUGGUACGAGUGUCCCGCUUCCGAGACAGCGCCAAGUUUUCAAAACCCAUCCCACCUAACCAAGUGCUGGAGAACGAUGUUCAACGAAAAGUACAAAGUGUAACGAUCGGAGAUACAACUUCGGCGGUUCAAUUUAUGAACAAAUACGGGACUCAUUAUAUAAAUUCUUACGUAACGGGAAACUCGAUGUACCAGGUGUUUGUGUUCAAUAAGCGCAACUAUGCGCACAUCAAAGAAAAACUGAAAUCACGAGGGGUGCUGGCACUGUCCAAAGUGGAUCUGUAUGACCAUUUUGCACCAUGGUACGUGGAACACAUGGGUAAGAUACGGUGUGCCAGUGGGAACACCACGGUAGAAGCCUGGGCAUCGCGGAAGCUUCGACUAUCUUACUAUGUGUUCACCUACAGUAGCUUGCUGAAGCUGCACGGAGACGGUGCAUUGCUGCGAAUACUGAGUGAAUUACUACAGAACGAAGCUAUUCUGCAGCUAGAUCUGAAGUCACUAAGCGUGAUAUUCAAGGAACCAGCUAAACGGGCGUGGUUCGAAGAAAUAUUAGAUAACUAUCUUAAACUGUGGGAGGUUAACAUGUGAGUGGUGCACGGUACCAACAGCCGUUGAUCUGCUGUUCGUGAUGCGUAGUGGUUAUAAAAUAGUUAGUUUUAGUGACACAAAGUUAACUGAUAAACGUGAGCAUAAGCUUCAAGUGGGAAACCAAAGUAAAUUUAGGUGCAAUGAGACCUAUAGGAUGUUGCUAAACAGUCAUUAAUUUAACAAGGUGGCCUUUAGUAAUUCUAUGCAGACACCCAUACAUAGACGACGAGAAACAUAUUUGCCAUGACGAUGCCAGAAAGCCGUAAAACUUUUCGAUUUCAUUGGAGUUAAAAUUCUAUUUUCAAAUAAGCUCAGAAGUUUUAAUUUCGGCUAACUACGGAAAAAUCUAAUGCAUUAAUCUCAACAUCCCUAAAGCCUAUUUUCGAAGAACUUCUUGUCUGGGGGUAUCACGGUAAGCCGCUUGUCUUGCAUGUCAGCGUGUCAGUGGUCAUGUGUUUGAGUCCCAACCACUAAAAUUCUCAGCCUGAUUUGUUGAACAGCGACUGCAAAUUACGAAAUUACGAAUUAUGAAAAAAAUCUAAAUUACGAUUUACGAAAAAAUCUAAACACGGCAAAGUUGAUGAUAAUUAUUCUUAUCCAUCAAUAAAUACCUCAUCCUAAUUGUAGUGGUUAUGGGAUAUAAUAGAAAAAAUGUUUCUAGCGACAAAAUUGUUUCUCGGGCUUUACCCAACUCUUUACUAAGCUUCGCAUUGUUCGAUUUCGCUUCAACAAGCUCUAUCAACACGGUGCCCAAUUUAACAUUUUCCAUUUUGGGUUUUCUUUAACCGAAAAUAGAAAUACAGUAGUAUUCCGUUUUUGGCAACAAUAUUUUUUUUCAGUUGCCAAAACUGGAACCGUGCCAAAAAUGGAACCUUACCUUAAAAGCUUUUAUUUUCAAUUUGUGACAUCACAAAUGUCACAAGAACAUUAAUUAUAUAAGAAUAUGUGAAAUGGAAUGAAAUAACAGAAAAAAUCAACAAAUUUAACUUUAUUCGCUAUGCCCGCCUCCAUAAAAUAUAGUGAAUAUGACUCCUAUGUUUGGAAAUAAAGUCAAAAGCGAUAUCCAUUAUUACAACAAACUGAUUAUUGAGCAUUUUUCAAAAGAUUUACUAUGAACAAAAUUAAUGUUGCCAAAACCGGAACCCAUUUGUUGCCAAAAACGGAACUUUUUUUGUAGCCAAAAAUGGAGCAUGCCAAAAACGGAACGUGCCAAAAACGGAAUCUUACUGUAUAAAAAUGACUUCGUGUUGUGUCCCAAACUCUUUUGCAUCAUUCGUGUAGCCGAUGUUUUUGAUAGUCGAUUACCGGCACGGCUUUGCGUUUGUUUUUGCUUGCGUCAAAAUGAACACAAUAACUAAUAUACAUUCUAAAUUCUUUUUACACACAUUUUGCUGUUAUCUCCCAUAUCCACUACACUAAUGACAACACUUCUUCAAGAAACUUCAGAGCUGGAAUCUAAACCAGAAGUAGACACUCACCUUUGUUCAGUGGAGCAUCGCUUAUCAAACAAACAAACCUUUGUUGGUUCGAAUCAUAAGCAGAAAUCCAUGAUCAUGCCAGAAUUUAUCGUUGUCAUUGUUGGUCGUCAAUCGCCACUCUAGUUUGAAACGUGAAUAUUUGCACGAUGAUCUGAGAGCCGGUGGCAAAAGAUACUUCCUAUUACUGCUCUUUUGACACGACAUCUCAACAGACACGUCUCAAGUAGGAUGAAAAUAUUUUUGCACACGUGCACUUGUAUCCAAUCAAUCGAGCGUCACGAGCCAUGUGGUUUUAUGUGAGAUUGCAGUAAUAUUCCCACAGAAUACCAAAGCAGACAUGAACUGUAGCGCUGAAUGAACCACCUCUGUCCUGCAGUAAGUUUUUCAUAUAAAAAUGUUUAUGUGAAAUAUAAAAUAUUUUCUAUUUUAUACAAAACCUCUAACAAACUUCUCAAAAAUAAAUAGGUCGUGCUAGUUUUAGAUGCAAUAUAAAUGACAACAGUGGUUUCAAAGUAAACCAAAUGAUUUAAACAAUACAUUGGAAAGCCGAAUGUGCAAAUUACAAAUCACUAACGUCACAGUCAAACCAACAGAGCAAAUAAUUUGCCUAAAAGAGUCGUAUUUAAGUAUUAAAAUUAUCUUGGAGUGCCAAGUAAUCUGAGGUAGGUAUGUAUGUAACUAGCUAGAAAAAUCAACAAAAUGCCAGACAAACAAUACGAAAAGAAAAAUAAACAAUCAAUUCAAACUACUUCACAGCUGUGAUAGAUUAGAUAGUAAAUAAAUGAGUAAGAUCCCCGGCGGCCAUUUGUUGGCUCAGCUAUAUUAGGAAGCAAUCGAAUUGCUGGCACAUGCCGGAACCAAGAAUGAAAAUCCAGAGAAGCUCGCAUAUCGCGAUUUCAAGAAGAUACCUUGAUUAAAUUUAAUUGCAACAUCAACGGGCGAAGGCGUAAUCAUGUGUUCCUCUACUUGGACGAUUUGAAGGCGAGCAUUUAAUUCGUGCAAUUCAGAUAUGGUAACCAAUUACCGGAACAGAUAUCGAACUGUGCAACUUAAUUAGAUGUUGCAAACCAUUACACUAGCUAAGUACUUGUAAAUAUAAAUAGAAGUUA
Molecule: messenger RNA, 4766 nt
Organism: Topomyia yanbarensis
Lineage: Eukaryota; Metazoa; Arthropoda; Insecta; Diptera; Culicidae
Product: torso-like protein
Exons: 4
Coding region: 1112-2179 (355 amino acids)
Source: RefSeq, a predicted model, not a curated record